This is a messenger RNA of Schistocerca nitens (vagrant locust), 1800 nucleotides long. Its product is annotated as prestalk protein-like. The record is from RefSeq and is a predicted model, not a curated record. Bases 49 to 1788 code for a protein of 579 amino acids. NCBI's taxonomy places the organism in Eukaryota, Metazoa, Arthropoda, Insecta, Orthoptera, Acrididae. The transcript has 4 exons.
GCUGAAGAUGCAUGUACGACUACCAAAUGUGAUGCUGAACAUGCAUGUAUGACUACCAAAUGUGAUGCUGAAGAUGCAUGUACGACUACCAAAUGUGAUGCUGAAGAUGCAUGUACGACUACCAACUGUGAUGAUGAAGACGCAUGUACAACUACCAAAUGUGAUGCUGAAGAUGCAUGUACAACUACCAAAUAUGAUGCUGAAGAUGCAUGUACGACUACCAAAUGUGAUGCUGAACAAGCAUGUACGACUACCAAAUGUGAUGCUGAAGAUGCAUGUACGACUACCAAAUGUGAUGCUGAAGAUGCAUGUACGACUACCAACUGUGAUGAUGAAGACGCAUGUACAACUACCAAAUGUGAUGCUGAAGAUGCAUGUACAACUACCAAAUAUGAUGCUGAAGAUGCAUGUACGACUACCAAAUAUGAUGCUGAAGAUGCAUGUACGACUACCAAAUGUGAUGCUGAAGAUGCAUGUACGACUACCAAAUGUGAUGCUGAAGAUACAUGUACGACUACCAACUGUGAUGCUGAAGACGCAUGUACGACUACCAAAUGUGAUGCUGAAGACGCCUGUAUGACUACCAAAUGUGAUGCUGAAGACGCAUGUACUACUACCAAAUGUGAUGCUGAAGAUGCAUGUAUGACUACCAAAUGUGAUGCUGAAGACGCAUGUGCGACUACCAAAUGUUAUGCUGAAGACACAUGUACAACUAUCAAAUAUGAUGCUGAAGGCGCAGGUACAAUUACCAAAUGUCAUGCUGAAGACACAGGUACAAUUACCAAAUGUGAUGCUGAAGACGCAUGUACAACUACCAAGUGUGAUACUGAAGACGCAUGUACAACUAGCAAAUGUGAUGCUGAAGACACAUGUACAACUACCAAAAGUGAUGCUGAAGAUGCAUGUACAACUACCAAAUGUGAUGUUGAAGACACAUGUACAACUAGCUCUACAGAUUUGGGUUUUAUAGAAGGCUGUUCUGCAGCCAUUCAACGUCACUUGCAAACAAUAUUGGCAUCAUGCAGCUAUAAAGUGGAUGAUCAUAUAGCUGCUUCAUGGUUUAAAGCAGUACAGUGGCAAAUGGAUGAUCCAUUGUCUCCAGAAGGCAAUAUUUGGGCACCCCUCCAACCCCUUUCUGAAGAAAAUUGUUGCCAGCUAUGGAAGCACACAGAAGAUGCUAACCUGACUUCAAAGAUAGAUUUUAGUGCUAUAGAAACAGAGAAGAGGGAAAUUUUUCACGGUUUUUCCUCACUUUCUGAUGAGGAGUCAUCUCAACACCAGGGAAAUGGACCAAUAAUAAACAACCUGGCUGGAGCACUACAAGAAGGCCUGGCUCAAUAUUUGACAACCAGUACUGCUUAUCGGCCACCCAGUCUGGAAUCUUUCGAAACACUGGACAGAUCGAGCAGCAGUGAUGAAGAGAGUGACCAUGGGGAAUACAAUGAGAGCAGUGAUGAUGACAGUACAGAUUCAUGGGACAGUGGCUACUUCAGGGGAGUGACUUACCAUCAGGGCCGAAAUGAAAUUUCAUCUGAUGCAGACAUUGACACAGACACUGAUAGUGAAGAUGAGAGUUUAACAGAUGAUCUACGAAAAUUAGGUUUCCGAGACCUGGACAACAGAAUUCAACAAAUGGCAGUUGUUUGGGGCUACUGCAGUGAACACUUUGGACUUGAUCCAGACAGAGUACUUGAGGAUGAAUUAGCAGACCCUGACAUGCCUGGCGAGUGCUUAGUUCAUAAUAUUCUGGCUGUACGGAGAGUUUCUGGACUUUCAAGGAGGCCAUAAAUGGUGCUUCAU